AUGGACUUAGGACCCUUGAACAUCUGUGAAGAAAUGACUAUUCUGCAUGGGGGGUUCUUGCUGGCUGAGCAGCUGUUCCGCCCCAAAGUACUUGCAGAACUGACCAAGUCCGACUGGGACCGUGUUGGGCAGCCCAUUGUGGAGGCCUUGAAGGAGAUCUCCGGCUCUCAGCCCAUUGCAUGGAAAAAGAAAGCGCUCAUCAUCAUCUGGGCCAAGGUUCUUCAGCCCUGCCCUGCCACCCCUUCUGACCUAGAGACCUGGUGGAAGGAAGAUGUCUUCUUCUCGGUUGGCAACAUGCUCCCCACCAUCAAUCACACAGUCCUUUUUGAGGUCUUCAAGUCCCUCGAAGCUUCUGGGCUUUUCAUCCAGCUGCUGAUGGCCCUGCCCACCACCAUCUGCAGAGGAGAACUGGAGCGCUUUCUGGAGCACAUGACUGCUGACACUUCUUCCAAGGAUGUGGCCUUUUUCCUUGACAUCUGGUGGGAAAUUAUGAAACACAAAGGCAACCAGCAGGACCCCCUCCUCUCCCAGUUUAGGACAAUGGCCCUUAGGUACUUGCCCUCCUCAGAUGAGUUCUGCCACCCUCCGAAGAGGUUUAAGUCAGAUCCAGACGUGUACCCUACCAUGCCCUUGUUGACCAUGCUGCUCAACGGACUGAAGCAAAUCCAGAGUAAAAUCGUGUGUCCUGGCAUGAAGUGUUAUGCAUUAGCGAAUCUGGCUGACAUGCUCACAGUGUUUGCAUUGGUGGAGGAGGACCCUCAGGAGCUGUCUGUCACUCUGUAUCUGGACAAACUGGCUACUGUCAUCUCCGUGUGGAAUUCAGACACCCAGAACCCAUAUCACCAACAGGAGCUGACGGAGAAAGUGAAGGAAGCAGAGCGGGACGUCAGCCUGAACUCCCUGGCCAGGCUCCCAACCCAGACACUCUUCCUUGGGUUCGAGUACAUGCACCUCCUGUUGCGGGAGUGGGGGGAGGAGCUGCAGGUCAUGCUCAACAGCAGCCAGGGGACAAAUUAUGACAGCUACCGGCUGUAUGACAGUCUGACUUCCUUCAGCCACAACUUGAAGCUCUAUCUGGAAACUACCACCUUGUCUAAAGAAGAGAGGCAGAUGGUCUUGGAGUUGGCAGAGCAUGUCAAGGACUUCCUGAGGCAAACUAGCAAAACGCUGAAGAGCAGGAGCUUGGGGAAGGACAUCACCGCCUCCAUUGCCAUGGCCAUUAUUGAGCAGAAGAUGGACCGGCACAUGGAAAUGUGCUACGUGUUUGCCUCCGAGAAGAAGUGGGCCUUCUCAGACGAGUGGCUCACCUGUCUGGUCAACAACAGGGCUCUCUUCCGAGAGCCAGGUUUGGUGUUGAAGCUUCUGGAAACAGUGCUGGAUGUCAGCUCCUCUGACAGAGCUGUCCCUGAGUUGCAGAUCAAACAAGUGGUGGACUUGAUCCUGGAAUGCUAUGCCGACCUCUCCCUGCCAGAUAAAAAUAAAGUCCUCUCUGGGGUCCUGCAUUCCUGUGGGCGGAAGGGACUCUCUGAGAAGUUGCUGGCUUAUUUGGAGGGUUUUCAGGAAGACCUUAAUACCACUUUUAACCAACUCACACAGAGCACCUCUGACCAGGGUUUGGCUAAAGCAGUAGCUUCGGUGGCCCGCCUGGUGCUCCUGUACCCAGAACUGACAGUAAAGAAAAUGUGCAGCAUGGCCAUUGUCAACGUGGGCACUCACAAGUUCCUGGCUCAGAUUCUCAGCGCCUUCCCGGCCCUCAGGUUCAUGGAAGGGCAGGGUCCAGACCCAACCCACACAUUUGUGGUGUCAUGCCUUAAAGAGACAGUCUGGGGUAAGAUUGCCACUCCCAAGGAAGAAAAGCAGUUUUUGGAGUUCCUGAGCUGCCUGAUGAAGCCUGUGAAGCCCCAUGGGAUACCCGUGGCUGCGCUGCUUGAGCCAGAUGAGGUGCUAAAGGAGUUUGUUCUGCCUUUCUUGACGCUUGACACUCAGCAGGUUGACCUCAGCCUGAAGAUCUUCAUCCACACACUAGAAGCCAACUCGUGCUUGGAGGAAUACUGGCUCCAGACCUGCUCCCCGUUCCCCCUCAUUUUUAGCUUGUGCCAGCUUCUGAAUUGCUACAGCAAAUACUGGCAGCUCCCCAAGGACAAGCGGUGCCUCACUCUGGACGGGAAGGAUGUAGCGAUCCACAUCCUGACGGUCCUCUGUGAGAUCGUGUCUGCGAACGCAGAGACCUUCUCCCCCGAUACCUGGGCCAAGUCGCUCUCCUGGCUCCACCGGAAGCUGGAGCAGCUCGACUGGACUGUGCACCUGCGACUGAAGAAUUUCUUUGAGGGACACUUCAAGUGUGAGGUGCCAGCCACUCUCUUUGAGAUCUGUAAGCUUUCUGAGAGUGAGUGGACCUCGCAGGCCCACCCUGGCUAUGGGCCAGGCACAGGGCUUUUGGCCUGGAUGGAGUGCUGCUGCAUCUCCAGCAGCCUCUGUGAGCAGAUGCUCUCUCUGCUGGUGGUAGACGUAGGCAAACCAGAGGAGGUCAGGCUGUUCAGCAAGGGCUUUCUGGUGGCCCUCGUGCAAAUCAUGCCGUGGUGCAGCUCCCAGGAGUGGCAGUACCUUCACCAGCUGACCAAGAGACUGUUGGAGAAACAGCUCCUCCACGUCCCAUACAGCCUGGAAUACAUUCAGUUUGUGCCCCUGCUCAACCUCAAGCCCUUUGCCCAGCAGCUCCAACUGUCUGUCCUCUUCCUGAGGGUUUUCCAGUUCCUCUGCAGCCAGAGUUGUCGUAACUGGCUUCCUCUCGACGGCUGGAGCCACGUGGUCAAGCUUCUUUGUAGCAGUCUAACCAACCUCCUGGACUCCAUUCGGUUGAUACAGUCAGUGGGUCCUUGGGCCCAAGGACAAGAACAGGACCUGACCCAGGAAGCCUUGUUUGUUUACACGCAGGUCUUCUGCCACACCCUGCACGUCAUGGCCAUGAUCCCCCAGGAGGUAUGCGAACCACUCUAUGUACUGGCCUUGGAGAUCCUCACUUGCUAUGAAACACUCAGCAAGGCCAACCCUUCCGUCAGUUCCUUGCUGCAGAAGGUGAAUGAGCAACGCUUCUUAAAGUCCAUCGCCGAGAACAUUAGCCCAGAGGAGCGACGCCACACACUGCUGCAGAAGAUCAGCAACUUCUGA
Molecule: messenger RNA, 3168 nt
Organism: Elephantulus edwardii (Cape elephant shrew)
Lineage: Eukaryota; Metazoa; Chordata; Mammalia; Macroscelidea; Macroscelididae
Gene: GEMIN4
Product: gem (nuclear organelle) associated protein 4
Exons: 2
Coding region: 1-3168 (1055 amino acids)
Biological process (GO): rRNA processing; spliceosomal snRNP assembly
Cellular component (GO): SMN complex
Source: RefSeq, a predicted model, not a curated record